Molecule: messenger RNA, 1869 nt
Organism: Sardina pilchardus (European sardine)
Lineage: Eukaryota; Metazoa; Chordata; Actinopteri; Clupeiformes; Clupeidae
Product: macrophage-expressed gene 1 protein-like
Exons: 3
Coding region: 1-1869 (622 amino acids)
Biological process (GO): defense response to bacterium
Source: RefSeq, a predicted model, not a curated record
AUGGCUCUCCAACUACAGCUGUGUCUCAUGGUAUCUCUCAGUGCCUUUAUUGGUUCUCAUGCACUCUCCCGUCCAAGCAAUGGGUUGCGCGACUGUCGUAAAACCAUAACGAUCCCGGCACUAGAAGUGUUGCCCGGUGGCGGCUGGGAUAACCUCCGUAAUUUGGACAUGGGAAGAGUGAUGAACUUAAGUUAUUCCCAAUGCCAAACCACAGAGGAUGGAAUCUAUCUCAUCCCUGAUGAAGUGUUUGUUAUUCCACAGAAGAUGAGUGGACUGGAGACCAAUUCGGAGUUAAUCUCUUCGUGGCUCGACCAACGGAGUACCACCUCUUUCUCAAUCAACGCAGGAGCUUCCUAUAAACAAAUCAACGGAAAGUUCUCUGUAGAGUUUCAAAGGAUGAAGACUCAUCAGGUCCGGGAGACUGCUGUUACUACCCUUGUACAGGUGCGGAGCCAUAUGUACACGGUGAAGACGUUUCCAGACUUCACUCUGGAUUCCCGAUUCGCCCACCAAGCUGAGGAAAUUGCCGAUGCUAUCGUAAACAACCAAACUAGGCAAGCAGCUUACCUGUCAGAGAGGCUAGUCCUUGACUACGGCACUCAUGUGAUAACCACCCUUGAAGCCGGUGCCUCUUUGGUGCAAGAGGACUAUCUCAAGGCAUCUUACGUUGCCGACAGUGCACUUUUCAAAACUGCAGUGACGGUUUCUGCCGGAUUUAAGUUUUCAAAAGAAGUUAACUUUAAUUUUGGCAGCAAUCUCUCUUAUGAAACGUCAGAAACUCGCAGUUAUGAGGGAAAUGUGACGUACUCUCUGACUCAGAGCCAUGGCGGGGCUUCGUUCUACCCUGGCAUAACUUUGCAAAAAUGGCAGGAGAGCACUCUCAACAACCUGGUAGCUAUAGAUCGCGCAGGUUUGCCGCUGCAGUACUUUCUUUCCAGGGCUGCGUUUCCCAACCUUCCCGAACCAACCGUGCAUAAACUGGCCACUUCUGUGCGUAAAGCUAUAGAGCGCUACUAUGCCGUUAACACGCGGCCAGGGUGUGUUCAGCAAGAGUCUCAGAAUUUCAAUUUUCAGGCAAAUGUAGAUGACGGUAGCUGUGAGGGUGCAGCAACUAACCUGAGCUUUGGUGGUGUCUACCAGCAGUGCACCAAGCUCACACAAGAUGCAGAUCCAAUUUGUGAUGCACUUACUCAAAAAAAUCCAAACACUGGUAAUUACACCUGUCGUGAGCCAUUCACACCUACCCUCUUACAAUCUCAGGAGGUGGCGGAGAAAUAUAAUCGCAAAAAAUGCUCUUUUUUUGUGUGUAGAAACGUAUACUAUGUCAGACGCGCCAAAAUUGAUACUUAUUGGUGUUCUACAGACACAGUAACACAAAAGUAUUCCGGGUAUAUUUUUGGGGGGCUCUAUGGCCCAUCGCUAGAGAACCCUCUAACCAAAUCUAAUAGCUGCCCUCCCAGCUUUAUCCCUCUAAAACUGCUUGCCAAUGGACUGGUGGUGUGCCUGAGCAAUGACUAUGAGGCAGGCUCUCGCUUCUCCGUGCCCUUUGGGGGAUUCUUCAGCUGCAAGUCUGGCAACCCGUUCAUGAAUGGCCAAUCUCGCUGUCCGCCACAAUUUAGUCAGCACCUGGCCGCCAUAAGCGACGGGUGUGAAGUGCUCUACUGCGUCCAGUCAGGUAUCUUCACUGGUGGAGAGUUGACGCCCGUUCGCCUUCCUCCCUUCGUCGUCGCCCCAGUUACCUACAUGCCCCUCAGUUACAACAAUGUGACUGUUGUGACUGAGGGAGAUAAGGCCUGGAUACGAGUCAAAGGCACAAAUAUGUGGACACUGACCAACGCAAAUGAGAUCGAAAAGUUACAUUCUGAAUGA